UCUCCAUCAUAGUCUACAAAAUUACACACACAGAUGCCAAGUUCAUGAUAAUUUCCUCCCCUAAAUUUGUAUUAAAGAAUUUAUAAUCAAAGAUACAGAAAUCUUAACUUUGUUAAACUCCAAACAAAACCAAUUCAGAAAGGUCCUUAUCCUCUUUGUUUGAUGUGUCUACUAGUGUUCAAUGAGGCUUAUUCACAUACAAUACCUUACUCAAAAUUUGAUCUUGCUCUAAGGCUCUAACACAUAUCAUAAACAUGGGAAGAGAAAAUCAUCACCAUCAACAUCCACUUCAUUAUUUCCACCAUCAAAAUCUCCAUAUCCAUCACAAAGCCACAUUCUUGCCAAUGCUAUGUUCAAGAUCUAUCAAAGAUGUAAGUCUUCCACAAUGUAAAAACAAUUUAAGGUCUUUCUCCAAUGACCCUUUAUCUCCAAGAAUAAGUUGCACGGGUCAGGUGAAGAAGAAUAACCACAAAAUUAGUUUCAUCCCCAAAAGUAACACAUUCUCUAUGUUAUCUCCUAUUGGAAAAUAUUCCAUGCUCAAAAAACUUUUCUCUAGCAAAAACUUAAACACUGCUGCGACAACGGCUACCACACCGUCCAGCUGCGGAAUUAGGCCAAGCCGAGUGUCGGUAAAUAGUGGAGAUUUAUGUAGAAAGUACUACAACCAAAAGGGUCAUAGGAAUAAUGAGAAAAUUGUUCCUAUAAGUAUUGAAAAUAUGGAUCCUCCUCUGCCUGUGAUAAAGAGAGCUAGGAAGUUGGAGAAUGAAAAUCAGGUGGAUAGUCUUUGGAAAAGAAGGUCUGGUGGUGAGGCAGGGUUGAAAAGUUUAGAGCUUCAUCAGAUUCAUCAAAGAAGACGUCAAUUUCAGCUUACAAGUGUUUGAUAAAUGAUUAGAUGGAUGCAAUAUCUUUUAAGAUAAAUCUAUACAUAUAAAACCUGUAUCUUCUGUUUUUAGUUUUUGUAUUGUAUGACAUUUGGAUAUAUUAA
This is a messenger RNA of Trifolium pratense (red clover), 985 nucleotides long. RefSeq lists its product as uncharacterized. NCBI's taxonomy places the organism in Eukaryota, Viridiplantae, Streptophyta, Magnoliopsida, Fabales, Fabaceae. The transcript has a single exon. The coding region runs from base 255 to 881 and encodes 208 amino acids. The record is from RefSeq and is a predicted model, not a curated record.